This is a messenger RNA of Helobdella robusta, 171 nucleotides long. RefSeq lists its product as hypothetical. NCBI's taxonomy places the organism in Eukaryota, Metazoa, Annelida, Clitellata, Rhynchobdellida, Glossiphoniidae. Gene Ontology annotation, molecular function: DNA-binding transcription factor activity, RNA polymerase II-specific; RNA polymerase II cis-regulatory region sequence-specific DNA binding. The annotation marks the transcript as partial. The transcript has a single exon. The record is from RefSeq and is a predicted model, not a curated record. Gene Ontology annotation, biological process: regulation of transcription by RNA polymerase II.
GAAAGUUACAGAAUGGUAUACACUGCUCGUCAAAGAGAUAUAUUAGAGAUGGAAUAUAGAAGCAAAGAGUUUAUUGAUCGAAAGGAUCAGAUUCGGAUCGCGGAAAAAACCGGAUUAGAUGAUCGUCAAAUUAAAUUUUGGUUUCAAAAUCGCAGAGUCAAAGAUAAGAAA